Messenger RNA from Linum trigynum, 1412 nucleotides. NCBI's taxonomy places the organism in Eukaryota, Viridiplantae, Streptophyta, Magnoliopsida, Malpighiales, Linaceae. The record is from the annotation of a GenBank genome assembly.
CUCAGCCUGUCCAGUUCACGGGCCGCCUAGCUCACGUUACCCUGACGGCCUUGCCAGUUACCAGUAUACCACUACCAGUCGUUCAUCGUCUUUCUUCAUUGGCUUAUAAUAGGUUUCCGGCGACCGUCUUCCCUUCCCAAAGGCUUCAACCUCUGAUGCGCGCCCCGUGAUUGAGCCUGAUUUCUGCAUCCUUCCUACCGUUCAAAAAGAUUCAAUUAUUAUCUUUUCUAUUUCUUUAAUCUUCGGCUCAAGAGCUUAUUAAUGGGGAAACCAACUGAGGAAUUCGCCGCUCCGAUCAAAACCCAGUUCCCGGAAAGCGAUGACGACGACGAGGAGGAGCUCUCUUCAUCUUCUUCAGAGGAGGAAGAGGAUGAAGACCAAGAGGAGGAAGAGGUAUUAGAGAGAGAACUUGCGGAUGUUACGUUUGAGGAGCUGCAGAAAGCUAGGUCUAAUGGGUCCGAUUCAGUCUACCGAAAGCCCAAUUUAGAGAAGAGGGCUAAGAGAGCCAACAAGAACAGGCCGGUAGAGGUCACUUGCAAAAAGCCAGUUAGUAGGUUUCGAGAGGUUAUUCAAGCUCCUAAGAAGGUGGUACGUGAUCCUCGCUUUGAGUCGUUGUGUGGUACGCUUAAUGUGGAAGGCUAUAGGAAAAGGUAUGAUUUCCUCUACGAGAGCAAUCUUCCAGCUGAAAAAGAGGAACUAAAGAAGCAGCUAAGGAAAUCCAAAGACCCGGUAGUCGUCGAUCAAUUAAAGAAUCGAGUAGCUUGGAUUGACAAGCAGCUAAAGUUUGACACGACAAAACAAGUGGAAUCAUCGAUCCUCACCGAACACAAGAAGAAAGAGAGGGAGGCUGCAAAGCAAGGCAAACAACCGUUUUAUCUCAAGAAAUCUGAAAUUAAGAAACAAAGGCUCGUCGACAAGUAUAACAAACUCAAGGCAACCGGAAAGCUUGAAUCUUUCAUCGAGAAACGGAGAAAGAAGAAUGCUUCGAAGGACCACAGGUUCAUGCCAUACCGAAGACCAUCCUCAACAGGCGAAUGAGAGCAAUGAAGCUGAUUCGGAUUCAAUCUCCAGGAAGAAAGAAACCCUCUUUAUACCCUUUAUAUAUGUUGUAUUGUGUACGUGUCAGUAGGCUCGAUUAGACUGGCUAUGUGAUCUAAUGACGUAGAUUUCUUGUUGAAAUUUCCUGCCGCGAAUAUGACGAGAUUAGACGUACCAUUUUGAUACUAUCUCGUUGGUUGGAAGUUGCUUUCAUGUUAAAGACUUUGUCGAAAGAACAUCCAUCCCAUUCUUUUGGUUCAUCCGAUGAUGUUGCAAUAACACUAUAAUAACAGCAGACAGCCCAUCGGAAAAGGCCGAAGCCUCGGGCUCGGCCCGGGCAGUGGCGCUUGUGUAAAUAACUGGGAAAUCCAGGG